Hippopotamus amphibius kiboko is the source of this 891-nucleotide messenger RNA. RefSeq names its product eukaryotic translation initiation factor 1-like. Gene Ontology annotation, biological process: translational initiation. The coding region runs from base 111 to 452 and encodes 113 amino acids. The record is from RefSeq and is a predicted model, not a curated record. Gene Ontology annotation, cellular component: eukaryotic 43S preinitiation complex. Gene Ontology annotation, molecular function: RNA binding; ribosomal small subunit binding; translation initiation factor activity. Lineage: Eukaryota; Metazoa; Chordata; Mammalia; Artiodactyla; Hippopotamidae. The transcript has a single exon.
AGCCUCCCCCUCGAGCCCCCUCGCUUCCCGACGCUCCGUCCCCCCCGCCCGCCUUCUCCAGCCGCCGCCUUCCGCAGGCCGUGUCCACCAAGGAAAAGGAAUCGUAUCGUAUGUCCGCUCUCCAGAACCUCCACUCUUUCGACCCCUUUGCGCAUGCGAGUAAGGGGGACGAUCUGCUUCCUGCUGGCACUGAGGAUUAUACCCAUGUAAGAAUUCCACAGAGAAACGGCAGGAAGACUCUUACUGCGGUCCAAGGGAUCACUGAUGAUUACGAUAGAAAGAAACUAGUGAAGGCGUUUAAGAAGAAAUUUGCCUGCAGUCGUACUGUACCUGAGCAUCCAGAACAUGGAGAAGUAAUUCAGCUACCGGGUGACCAGCGCAAGAACAUAUGCCAGUUCCUCGUGGAGACUGGACUGGCUAAGGACGACCAGCUGAAGGUUCAUGGGUUUUAAGUGCGUUUGGCUCACUGAAGCUUACGUGAGGAUUUCCUUGCAAUGAGUAGAAUUUCCCUUCUGUCCCUUGUCACAAGUUUAAAAACCUCACAGCUUGUAUCAUGUAACCAUUUGGGGUCUGCUUUUAACUUGGACUAGGGUAACUCCUUCAUGCAAUAAACUGAAAAGAGCCAUGCUGUCUAGUCUUGAAGUCCCUCAUUUAAACAGAGGUCAAGCAGUAGGCACCUGGCAGUGUCCAGCCUGAAACAAAGCAGUAACAGUGAUGUGUCAGCCAAGUCCAGAGCCCCAAGAUCACAGACAGGCUAUGUCUGGCCAGAAGCUCCUCAGCAAUCCCUCUACAGUGUUCCCUGCUCUAAGAGAAUGUCACCACCUGAACAGCCCUCGGUGAAGCUGAGAGUGGAGGAUGGGGUAAGGCAGCAAUGGCAGCUGCACUGCUACA